AUGACUACCACACAACAAGACAAGCCUGCAGUCGUCUGUGUCUUUUGCGGCUCAGGCGCAGGCAAUGACCCCAUCCACAUGGAGACAGCGCGCGCCCUAGCCCACGAAUUCCACAAGAACAACGUCCAUCUCGUCUACGGCGGCGGCACAAAGGGUCUGAUGGGCGAGUUGGCGCGCACGCUCGUCUCCCUGUCCGGCCCGCAAGCCGUCCACGGCGUCAUUCCCCGGGCGCUCGUGCGCGUUGAACCAGGCUACGACAAUACGCGGGAGGAAGAGAAGCCCACCGAGAGCAGCGGGAAGAGUGCCGAGCGGACCAUCAAGGAACCCCUUGACAAGACCGCUCUGCUCGGGGAGUCCGAGUACGGAACCACGACGAUUGUGCCGGACAUGCAUACGCGGAAGCGCCUCAUGGCUGAGAAGGUCAUGGAGGGAGGUCCCGGUUCGGGAUUCGUUUCGCUGGCGGGUGGGUUUGGCACCAUUGAGGAAGUCAUGGAGAUGACGACCUGGAAUCAACUGGGCAUUCACCAUCUGGGAAUUGUGUUGCUGAACAUCAAUGGAUACUGGGACGGGCUGUUGUCGUGGGUGCAGAAUGCCGUCAAGGAGGGGUACAUUGGUGCAGACAAUGGCAAGAUCCUAGUCGAGGCGAAGGAUCCUCGCGAGGUUCUGCCGAAGCUGCUGGAGUACCGGGUUAGCAAUGGCAGGAUGAACCUGGAUUGGGGCCAGGAAUGA
Molecule: messenger RNA, 729 nt
Organism: Aspergillus thermomutatus
Lineage: Eukaryota; Fungi; Ascomycota; Eurotiomycetes; Eurotiales; Aspergillaceae
Product: LOG family protein
Exons: 2
Coding region: 1-729 (242 amino acids)
Biological process (GO): cytokinin biosynthetic process
Cellular component (GO): cytosol
Molecular function (GO): hydrolase activity, hydrolyzing N-glycosyl compounds
Source: RefSeq, a predicted model, not a curated record